This is a messenger RNA of Amphiprion ocellaris (clown anemonefish), 5780 nucleotides long. Its product is annotated as KN motif and ankyrin repeat domain-containing protein 1-like. Gene Ontology annotation, biological process: negative regulation of actin filament polymerization. The record is from RefSeq and is a predicted model, not a curated record. Lineage: Eukaryota; Metazoa; Chordata; Actinopteri; Pomacentridae. Gene Ontology annotation, molecular function: protein binding. Bases 233 to 4108 code for a protein of 1291 amino acids. The transcript is spliced from 12 exons. Gene Ontology annotation, cellular component: cytoskeleton; cytoplasm.
UCUUGUGCUGGCAAAACUUCUCUUCAGGAAGGACGUUUAACAGCCAAAAACAAAUGUGGACAGAAGGAUAAGAUGAAUUCGCGGGUACAUUACCGUUUAAAAACUACUGUUUGGUAUCUUCCAACAGACAGGGUAACUUUGUGGCAUAAUAUUUUCCGUCUACAUCCUCGAACAUGUAGGACUCCACCUUCUCCUGCUGCAAAGACUUAUUCAAAAGUCUUGCUGGAUGUAAAUGUGUCGCUCCAUUGUUGAUUUCUUCCGAAACAUAUUCAUGGCUCAAGGAAGUUACAUCUUGAGAAAUGUGUCAGGUCAAAGCACUGAAGAGUGUGUUCCUAAGUACCUGGGGAUUGACUAUACUUAUCAGUCGAACUUGGACUGCCUCAAGUGUGUGGAUGGUUUCCAAGACGAUACCACCAUUAAGCGGCUAAGCCUUAAGAAGAGGCCCGGAGUGGCCGUCGGUAAUGGGAAGAAAACACAGAGUGGCAUUUCAUCCAGCCAGUGGUAUUCUGCAGAGUCCUUGUCUUCAUCUGGCAGUGAUAAUGCAAGACUUCUGGGCAUGUCUUGUACAGCUAGAGGUAGACCUCCUCUUCCUCCACCACAUGGUUCCUCACUGGAUAACAAAUCCAACAGGAAUGAGGUUCCAGCGACCUCUCAAACACUCACAGAGUCAAAACCUCAGCCCGCUGCAAGAUCUCUUGGUUUACAAAGACAAAGCCCUGUGAUUGAAAAGACCACUGUGGAGACCCACAAGGCCUUGAAUCAGGAGGUGAAGAGCCAGACUCCACCUCAGCCCUUUCCCCGUAGACGACUUGCCAGCUUUGGAGGCGUAAGCUCCCCUGGGUCACUCUCGCCCUUUACUGGCCUUGGUGCAUAUAAUCAAAACAACAAUGGGAACAAACCUACUGGCACAGGAGCUGAUUUGCAUGCCCACCUUAACUCAUCGCUGGGCAGCAGAGGCAGCACAGGCUGUCUGAGGCUGAGCCCACAGAGCUCUGGUAGAACCACUCCAGUUUCAGGUCUUGGCUCCAUGCAUCUGCAGCAUGUCCGCGAUCAGAUGGUGGUAGCUCUGCAAAGGUUAAAAGAGCUGGAGGAGCAGGUGAAAAUCAUCCCGAUCCUCCAGGUGAAAAUAUCAGUCCUCCGGGAGGAAAAAAGGCAGCUGGUCUCUCAGCUCAAGAACCAAAGUGACAGCGAGGGCAUAAAUGAUGUGAUCUGGAAAAGAUCAUACAGCAUGGACGAGCCUUACAUUGAGAACAGGAUGAAUACUGAAGAAGAGCUUGAAGAGAUAGUGAAAAAUGACUGCUCCAACCUUACGGAAUUCAGGCAACUAAAUGAAGAGUUGCAGGCUUUAGAGAGAGCUAUCAAAGGUGGGCAGAUGCAAGCAUGGCAUGGAAAAGGUCGUAGCCCUCUGCAUGACAAGGCUAUCACAUCAGUCGAAGUUGGAACUAAAAAAGAUAUGGAUAUGACAUUGUCUAAACCCUUAAAAGAAGACAAAUGUGUGUACACUGAUCAGGUAGACACGAGGUCUAUAGCAACAGAAGUGUGUGAAGUUAAUCUUGGAAUUUACACAGAGCAUGAGGCAGAGCUUGAUGCUCAACAACUAAUAAAUGCUGCCUUGAAGGAGAGAAUCUGUCAGUUAGAAGCACAGUUGAAAGAAUCAGCUCUCCAGACAGAGUUGACACGUCUGAAACUGGAACUUCAGACUGCAGGUGCCAGGAACCGAGCUGACAAGGCCUGCUUUGCUAAGCCGUCCACUGAAAGCACAGGCACAGAGGCAAGGCCUCUCACCAAAAACCAGGGAGUAGGUAAUCACAUAGAGCUUCAAGAUGCCAGCACAGGAGAUACACUAGAGGUAAAGACUGUUGAAGUAUCUUGUGAGCCAAAGAUGAAGAAUGUUUGCACAGGACCAGAUGUUCCCAUGAGCUACUGGGAGGUGAGAGAGCAAGUGGAGACCAGGGAAAAGGCCGUGGGGAUCCAGGUUUUUACAAACACACAAGGAGUUGGAACUGAGAUAAGGGUAUGUGAUGCAGAAAGCAACACAGAGGUGCCAGUGGAGAAUCUUGGGUCUAAGACAGGAAAUAUCGAGCAUCGUUCAGUGGCUUGUGGAGAUUGUUCUGUUGAUGUGAUCCUUUGUGAGGCCAAAGAAGUGGCUUCUCAUGGAAUGACCACAGAUCCAGUCAGAGGAGUUGAUCUGGGAAUCAUGGCAUCACCUCAGACAGCUUCACAGCGCACCAACACUGUAUCCAGUUCAGUGUCUCGCUUUACUAACACCACACAUGCCUUCAGCACUGACUCCAGCACGAAUACGCUCCUCAGUACCCAAAACAAGCACACCAAUACUCCUCACACUCCCACUCGGACAGUGUCUGUAGGCAACAGAGUCAGAGACAUUCAAUGCACCGCUGAGACCCGUACGAUUGGUAUCGGUACUGCAAAUGUAUUAGAACGUUUUUUUAAACAAACACCAGAGACAGCGAUCAAGCUAACUCGAGACGCUGGUGUUGGGUACACUAACAUUAAUGACAAUUUCCUGGUUGGACUGAAAACUCGAAAUAUGGCCUCUGGACCAUCCCAUCUUCCUGACCCUAUCAAGACAAAGAGUGUCGGCGUCGGGGAGGGGAGGAUACGGAAUUUGUCAGUUUCAUCCAGUACACCUGGACAGAAUUUCCAGCAGCCUACACAGCUCCAGUGGGACCAUGAACUGAAUCACUACAUAGAAAAAAUGCAUAGACUCCUGAAGGAGCAUGGAGACCUGCUCACAGAGAACUCCACUGACCAUUACAGCAGCCAAGGAAACACCACCUCUGAUCAGUUCUGCAACAACAAAGCUGCAGCACAAGGAGGAACAGAAGUCCAUCGGUUCAGUUCACAGCCAACAGCCAACAGAGACUGUCAGUCUGCAUUUCAACUUUCAGUUGACUCUGUGAAGUGUGACAAAGAAAAUCCAGGAACCAGUCAACAGGGUGGUAAUGAUUCAGAGGUGAAAAGGAUGAUUAAACUGUUAGAACAGCAGGCAUCCUCAACUCUGCAAGACAGAUCAACAAGUGCUGGUAAACCUCGGUCCGCAAUAAAGAAGCAGAAUGGAGACCAGUCCUGUAGCAACAACAGGAAAAGCAUGAAGUUUAUGAAGGUUUCUGCAGGAUUGGACCCUGUGUCAAUUUACAUGCACGAAGAAGCAGAAAGAAGGGGAAUCAAAACGUUAGGAGACACCUCUCACGAUGGAAUCCAAGCAAGAAGAGGAAAAGAUGGUUCCAACAUGGGACUGAAAAGGCCUGCAAAAUUAUAUACACAACAGAGGCGUAAGUUAAGUGAAAGGAUGUUUUCUGCUUGCCAAGCCCUGAAGAUGCACCUGAGUGAUGACACAGCCUUAUCCAGCCGGGAGUUGCAGGACUGUCUACACACACUCCAGGAGGAGUGGUUCUCUGUGUCCAGCCACAAGGCAGCAGCUCCUGACACUGUAGAGGACUACUUAUCUACGUUUCGGGUCAUUUCACCCUCGGUAUUGCAGUACAUAGUUAAUAUGGCUGACGGCAAUGGAAAUACAGCGCUACACUACAGCGUGUCUCACUCCAACUUUGGCAUCGUCAGAAAGUUGCUCGAUGCAGAGGUGUGUAAUGUGAAUCAACAGAACACAGCAGGUUACACACCCAUCAUGCUGGCUGCACUCGCAGCUGUGGACAAUCCAGAGAACAUGAGGGUGCUGGAGCAGCUGUUCACAAAAGGAGAUGUCAAUGCCAAGGCCAGUCAGGCUGGUCAGACGGCUCUGAUGCUUGCUGUGAGCCAUGGCAGGAUAGACAUGGUGCAGGCCCUGCUAGCACUGGGAGCAGAGGUCAACGUCCAGGACGACGAGGGCUCCACGGCGCUGAUGUGUGCUAGCGAACAUGGCCAUGCUGACAUUGUUAAACUACUGCUGGCACAGCCGGAGUGUGAUGCCACCCUGACUGACAGUGAUGAAAGCACAGCCCUGUCCAUCGCAUUAGAGGCAGGGCAUAAUGACAUUGCAGUGCUCCUUUAUGCUCAUGCCAACUUCUCCAAAGGACUGACAGGGUCUAUCGGUCGUCACAGUGGCAAGUCUCUUUCUACUUCUGGUGGAAGAAAUAUCUUUGAAUGAGCUGAUGCCCCAAAGCCUGAACUGAUUCUUCAUGAAGCUUAUUUAUGAGGUGAUUCAAUGUCCAAGGAUUUUAACAGGCACUUACCAAGUUAGUCUGAGUGAUUCUAUAAGAAUCAUAAUUCACCAUGUGACAGAAUGCUGGUUAUUCCCCACUGGCGUGCAUACAAGUGUAGCAUUUGCAUAAUAUGAAAUGGUAUGUCUUAUACUAUAACUCAGCAGGAUUAUAUAAGCAUGGCAGAGUAGAUUACUAUUCUAUAUUCAUAGAUAGUAGAUAAUGUUGUAUCCUGCAGUCAUUAUACACUUUUUUCUUUAACUGUCUAAAAUCUUUUUUGUUACUCAUUUAGAAAAGCAGAACAUUAAAACUUUAUAUAUCCAUAUUUUUAUUGUAAUGUGUUAAAAGGAAUUAUUUGUAUUUAGAACGUAAUGCUUUUAUCUAUCUAUACCAGAAAAUGUGUGACGCAUAAUAUGUAUUUUAAACACGUUCCAUUUUGUCAAUUUAUCAACCAAAACUACAACCACAUGCAGUAAUAGUACAACUGUAGUGCAUCUGUUGUUUGAUGUUGAUGAUAUGUAAAUAAAUAUUUCAACACUUUGGGAAAUAGACUUAUUGCUGUCUUGCUGAGAGCUACAGGAGAAGAUUGAUACCAACUUCACAUCUUGUAGACAUAAAUGUAGAGCCAGUAGCCUGGAAACAGAAACAGCCUGGUUGGCUUGUAACCUCACAGUGAGGACACAACUCCAGAAAAUCACUGUGGCCUGGGGAAAAAUAGGCACGUAGCCUACCAUGAAACAACAGCUCUCAUAUUCAUACUUUAAGUUAUGUACAGAGACAAAAAACGUGUUAAUAGUGUGGAGAUGCUAGGUGGCAGAUGUCUGUUUACCUUUGGACACAGCAAAGAUGAAUGUAGAGAAAACAAAAAACCUUCAAUAAUUAAUAAUGACCCUAAAUCACAAAGAUGUGAAUUUACAGGACUUCUGUGUUUGAUAGGUAGUUUGCAGUGGAAUUUUAACAUUACAUUAUGCACAUGGAAGAUUCGCACAGGAUUAAGUUUACAGACAACCUCUGCAUUUAUUACAAAUGUAGGUCCUCAGGUAAUACUAGUCCCAUACAAAUAUGGCUAAAGCUGCAAUUUAACCUUUUCAUAAGCCAAACCAUCUGGACCAGGUACCUCUCUUACCUAAACCUGAUCAAGUAGUUUUUGCACCUAAAUCUAACCUAACAGUGAAUGAAAACCAUCCCUGUUUUUACUUCGAUUAUUUUUUCGAACAAAACUCUACGUUGUUUCAAUAUAUAGAUCAUAUCAAACUUUAGGAGCACGUGACCGAUAUGGCUGGAGAGCUGCUUGACAGUAGGACAAGGACAAAGUAAUCAGCUUUCUCAUCUUCUCACUUUAUGGCAAGAAACCAGUUCGGUCUAUUUCCUAAAAUGCUGAACGACAGCGUCAAGUGGCCUCUAUGUUACCAUGGAUAUUUCGACAGUGAUGAAGGCUGUACAGCUGAAUGUUUUUUUUCUUUUCUGGAUAUAGUGACAUCAUUAAUUACAAAGUUAUCCAAUAAUUGUAGGAUUUGAUUAUUAAACAUUUGUUUCAGUUAAAUAGACACAUUUAUAUGAGUUACCAUUAUUGUUAUCAAUGUCAUGAAUGGAAUCUAAUUAAAAUUCUAAAAAAUCUAA